Messenger RNA from Orbicella faveolata, 637 nucleotides. RefSeq lists its product as uncharacterized. The record is from RefSeq and is a predicted model, not a curated record. Lineage: Eukaryota; Metazoa; Cnidaria; Anthozoa; Scleractinia; Merulinidae.
CACCAGGAACUGGAAAAUCCUUCGUAGGUGUGAUACUUGUCCGUCUUUUAUUAUCAAUGUGUGUUCCAAAAACGUUUGGACCUAUCUUGGUUGUCACCUAUAAGAACAAUGCUUUAGACCAUUUCCUGGAGAUGUGCUUAGAUUCAUCACCUAGUAUUGUUCGUGUUGGAGGACAGUCAAGUUCAAAUAAAUUGAGAGACCGCUUAUUGUCAAAGGUGGGCAGGGUGUGGCCAGAACCUCUAAACACGCAAAAAACAAAGCUGAAAGUGCAACUAGAGAAAAUACAAGAUCAAGUGAAGGAGGCUUACGAUAAAGUUAAACGUUCCAGUGUUUUCAAUGCAAAGAUUUUCUUGGAGGUAUUUGCAGUUAAUGUGUAAUACACUGUUCUUGUGAAUCGUGGAGAUAGCCCCUCAGUCACACGUCUUAGUAUUAUGUGUGACAACUUCCAUUAAUUCCCGCAUUGUUAUUUCAGUGUAACCACUUUGUUUAGACAGUACUUUCAUCAAUAAUAUGAGCCUGUCUCUGAGUGCCUUUACAAUGAACACCAGGUCUCGUUGGAUUGAGGGUCGUGUUUGGUAUCUCCUUCUCAAACUCAUUAAUAAUUGAUCAAGUUAAAACAAAGAAAAUCACAACCGUG